Molecule: messenger RNA, 1944 nt
Organism: Cavenderia fasciculata
Lineage: Eukaryota; Evosea; Eumycetozoa; Acytosteliales; Cavenderiaceae
Exons: 3
Coding region: 1-1944 (647 amino acids)
Molecular function (GO): protein binding
Source: RefSeq, a predicted model, not a curated record
AUGAUGAUGGAACCAGUGGCAGUACUACCAAAUCCAGGAAUUGGAAUUCCAGCAAUCGAUAAAUUAGAAACAGGUGAAUUGGAUUUAAAUAUGCCACAAGAAGAACAACAAGAUAAAAAGAAUGAAUCUUCCUCAUCAUCACCAACAAGUACAGAUAUUUCAAACGAUGAACCAUCCUCAUCAUCAUCAUCAAAUGUUUCAUCCACCUCUAAAAAAUCAACCAACAAAAAAGAGCGUAAAACAAAAAAGGAGAAUGUUGUAAAAGAAAAAAAAGAAAAAGUAAAACCAGAAAAAGUUGUAAAAGAAAAGAAAGUAAAACCAGAAAAGGUUGUUAAAGAAAAGAAAGAAAAGGUUGUAAAAGAAAAGAGUAAAGGAAAGGAAAAGGAAAAAGCAAAGGGUAAAGGAAAGGAAAAGGAUGUUCCAGUUGAAGAGAAAGAGGAAAUACCACAUGAAGAAGAUGGUGAACCAAAUGUAGAAGAGGAACAAGAAGAUACAAGAGGCAAUCCAAAAGAAAAGAAUAAAAAGAAAAAACAAUCAAAAGAACCAGAAGAAAAACCAAUGACUCCAGAAGAACAAUCAAAAGACCUAUGUGACCAGGCAAAUAUUCUUCUCUGGAAAAAAAACUAUGCCCAAGCUUUGGAAUUUUUUACACAAGCUCAACAUUUAAAUCCAUCAAGUUAUGAAAUUCCAUUAUCAAAAGCUGCUGCAUUAAAUAGUUCUGGUAGAUAUGAAGAUGCAAUCGCUGAAUGUCAAAAAUCAUUAGAUUUGGCACAGGAAAUGAAAGGAAUGGUGAACCAAAAGGGAUAUCUUCCAGACAACCAAGAUGAAGUAAAAGAGGAGAUCAUACUUCGUAUUGAACAAAUGAUGUCACGUUCAUGUGCUAGAAUGGCAACAUCUUUUAUGGGAAAUGGUGAUUACAAACAAGCUCGUCAAUACAUUGUCCAGGCAAUUGAAACAUUCAACAGUGCAGAGUUUGAAGAGAUGCUAAAGAUGGUCAAUGAACUCAUCGGACUCUCUUCAACCGAAGUAACAGCACUCUACAAAAGUGCCAAGGAUAUGUAUCGUGCCCAAGACUACCAAGAAGCCAUUAGACUGUACACUGAAGUAUUGCAAAUCGAUCCAAACAACAACAUUAUCCUCGCCAAUCGUGCCAUGUGUUACAACAAGUUGAAACAGUAUCCAAUGGCCAUCAAAGACUGUGACCUAUCCAUUAAAAUCCAAAACAAGGACAAGGAACACCACUACCUACCAUACUAUGCCAAAGCCAAUGCUCUAUACGCCUCGAAACAAUAUGCAGAAGCUCUUGCUCUCUACCAAGAAGCUACCAAAUAUUGUCAACAAGAAGGACUAAUGGCUAAAAAGAUUGAAAAAUGUUUAUCUUUACUUGAUACAUCCACACAACAAAAACAACAACCAAAGAAACAAGUUGCCAACAAGAAGGUACCACCACCAACAAAAAAGGUAGCUCCAAAAAAGAAUAGAUCAUCUAUUCGUCCAAGUGCAACACCAUCAUCUACACUUCAAGAAAGAGGACAAUCACCAAAACCAGAGAUUGGAGAAGAAAGUCCAAAUUUGAAAGUAUCAAAUACUUUGAGUAACACUCUUAGUAUGAAUGAUGAUAUCGAUUUUGAUGUUGAUGACUCUUCUUAUCUACCAUCCACAAGUACAACUACCACUACUACCAACACCAAUUUCAAUGGUAUGCAAGAUGAAGAGGAAGUAGAUAAAGAUGAUGAAGUUGAAGAGGAAGAAGAACUUGAACUCAAUGUACAAGGAGAGGAAUAUGAAGAACUAAGAAUCAGUCAUAACAAUAUCGUCCAAGAUGAUCAAGAUGAAGAAGAGUUGGAAUCGGAACCAGAAGAGGAAGAAGAAUAUAUCGUUGAUAAGUUGGAGGAAGAUACCGUUGAUGAUCGUAUUGAAGAACUUCCAGUACCUUCAAUGUAA